CUCAUUGUGGCAAUAUACGGUAGAGAAGUAACAUCCUGUUUCGAGGCGUUGUAGUUAGAUGGCAAGGUGGAACGGCGACGCUUCGCUCGCACCACUCGCACUGGCGACGGGCUCGCGGUUCGACAUGUAAUUGCCGUAAAAUAUCUCCUCCGAGAAGGUGCCAAGCAGUCUGGGAUAAAAUGACAAUGACUUGGAAGCGGAUCGAGGAGCACGCGGGAGUAGCCAUCCAUAAUUUUGCACAUCCAAUCCCGCACGCGAUAUGCUUAACGGUCGGCGAGGUUGUACAAAUAACUGCGGAAUGUGCAGAUUGGUAUUACGGCCGCAGCAAGUUUAAGGGUACUUGCGGAAUUUUUCCCAAGUCCUACAUACAUAUCCUGCAGAAACCGACGAGCACGGAUAACUUGGUGCAGGAGAUUACCAACGUCUUGCGAGAAUGGGGCCACCACUGGAAACACUUGUAUGUGACGCACUCCGAGCACUUCAGGACGAUGCAGCAACAGAUCCUGGACGCGAUCGGCUACAGGAGCAAGAUUUUGAGCGGGACUUUAACGGUGGACGAGCUGAAGGACAUGCGGAGACUGACGACGGCGAAGAUAGACACCGGGAAUCAGCUGCUGGGCCUGGACAUGGUGGUGCGGGACGAGCACGGGAAUAUUCUGAAUCCCAUAGAGACGAGCACCAUCCAGCUGUACUACCAUCACGAGCUCGCCGCGGAGAGGAUAAGGAAGGCGUGCAACGACACCAAGAAGAAGCCGUACAAGCCGCAAGUACCCGUGUACUCGCACAUCUUCUUCGUCAGCGUGAGGAACUUCGUAUGCAAAAUGACGGAGGACGUGGAGCUGCUGCUGACCUUGUACGAUGGCAGAGAGAUGAAGGCCAUCACGGAGAACUACGUGGUGUCGUGGAGCAAGGAGGGGCUCGCUCGGGACAUCGAUCAGCUGCACAAUCUCAGAGUGCUGUUCACGGAUCUCGGCUCCCGGGAUCUGACGAGGGACAAGGUCUAUUUAGCUUGUUACGUGAUCAGAAUAGGCGGCAUGGAAGCCAAAGAACCGGACCACCGUCGCUCGAGCGUCACGCAAGCCAGCCAGACGAAAUCCAAGAGCGCGGAGAGUAUGAGGAGACCGUUCGGCGUGGCCGCGAUGGAUAUUACCUUAUUCAUCACCGGCAAGCUCGAGGGUGAUGUCGAGCAACAUCAUUUUAUACCUUUUAUACAAUGUUGUGAGAAGGACAGCCUUGACGGCACGUUGCGCAGAAUUAUCGGGCAGAAAGAAACAAGUACCCAGAAACAUAUCAACGGCAACGUUGCCAAUGUCACGGGUGGACAAGGCUUGUGGACCAGCUUGAAAUUGUUGAGGGGCGAUCCAAAGCAAGUACGCGACGAGAAUCCACACUUGGUGCUCGGUAACGUCGCUAUCGCGCGUAAAAUGGGGUUCCCAGAAGUAAUUUUGCCGGGUGACGUACGCAAUGAUUUGUAUCUGACUUUAAUCAGCGGCGAAUUCAGCAAAGGCUCCAAGUCUACGGACAAAAAUGUGGAAGUGACGGUCAAAGUAUGCAAUGAGCAUGGUGUAGCGAUCCCCGGAGUCAUGACAUUAGGUGGCGGCGCGUCUCCGAUUGACGAGUACCGUAGCGUAAUUUAUUAUCACGAGGACAAGCCUAGAUGGUGCGAGACGUUUAAGAUUGCCAUACCUAUAGAAGAAUUUAAGCAGGCCCACUUAAAGUUCACGUUUAAGCAUCGCAGUUCUAACGAGGCGAAAGAUAGGUCUGAGAAGCCAUUUGCUUUAAGCUAUGUUCGAUUAAUGCAACGCAAUGGAACGACUCUACAAGACAUACAGCACGAAUUGUUGGUUUACAAAUUAGAGCAGAAGAAAUACGAGGAGAGUGAUAUCUCUUACUUCAAACUGCCAUCGACACGUGGAGAAUUGGCUGCAUUAAACAUGGAGAAGAAGCCAAGCUUAGGUUCGCUAACAUUAAGCAGUAAGGAUAGCUUUUUGAUAGCGACUAAUAUUUGCUCAACUAAAUUAACCCAGAAUGUAGAUCUGUUAGGUUUACUUAAUUGGGCAUCGCACAAUACGGACUUGAAAGAAUCUUUAGCUGCUUUAAUGAAAGUUGACGGGGAGGAAAUAGUGAAGUUUCUGCAGGAUGUUUUGGACGCCUUAUUUAACAUCUUAAUGAGUAAUUCAGACAGCGAUGUCUACGAUGACAUAGUCUUUGAGUGCCUUUUAUAUAUUAUCGGACUCGUAUCCGAUAGAAAGUAUCAGCACUUCCAACCAGUAUUAGAUUUAUAUAUUUCUGAAAGCUUUUCUGCAACUCUUGCAUAUAAGAAAUUAAUUGCGGUGUUGCGCAAGCGUAUAGACAACGUCAGCAACGGCGACGCUCAGGAACGAGAUUUAUUGCUUAAGACGAUGAAAAGUCUGCAGUACUGCAUGAGAUUUAUUGUCGAAUCUCGCCUUUUAUUUACCGAGUUGAAUCAGGACGAAGAAGAAUUCUCACAAACCUUAACUGAUCUAUUACGAUCCAUCGUUAAUCUCAUGAGUCACGAAACAGACGGUACUCUGUUGGUUCAAGGAGCCUGUCUUAAGUACCUACCGACAACGAUACCUCAUUUAUUAAGAGUUUACAGCGGCAAGCAAUUGAGCACGAUUUUAACAGAUCUACUUGUGACUCUACCGACAGGUAGAUUAACCAAACAAAAAAUGAUGACCGUAAACGACAUCGUCCACAGUCCGCUUUUCCUGAAUGUGGACUGUAGAGCGAUUUUAUUACCAAGAAUUACUAUACUCGUGAGAGACUUAUUGGAGUCCAAAGAGGAGGGGCUAUCGAGUACGCCUGGAAAGAGCGUGGCGAAGGUAGCCAGGCUGCUCGGCGAAAAUCGGCAUCGGCUCAACCAACAUCGCGGCUACUCCGAAGAGGUGGAAUUAUGCGUCAAGAUAUUAUCCGACAUUCUAGAACUGACUUUUAGAAAAGAUGUAGGUAGCACGGUUUCAGAUGUCAAGGAAAUAAUGUUAACAGCCUUACGUACGAUAAUACAGACAGUUAUAUCAAUGGACAGAGAAAAUCCCUUGGUUGGAAAUUUGGUUUCAGUAAUGUUGGCGAUAUUCAGACAAAUGACGCAACUGCAUUACGAAGUGUAUAUCAACCAUUUCGGAACAAGGAUCGAUUUACUUGACUUUCUUAUGGAGAUACUGUUAGUCUUUAAAGAUCUGGUAUCUAGAAGCGUAUUUCCAGGAGACUGGUGUGAAAUGAUCAUGCUUCAAAAUCACAUUGUUUUGAAUUCUCUACGGUAUUUCUCGGCCACGAUUAGAGAUUAUUUUUUCACCGAGUUCGAACAUCAAGCAUGGUCAAAUUUCUUUCAUUGCGCUAUUGCGUUCUUGACUCAACCUGCUCUGCAAUUGGAGACAUUUACGUCAGCGAAACGAAAUCGAAUUAUUAAACGUUAUAAAGAUAUGCGCAGAGCAACCGUCUUCGAAAUCAGGUCUAUGUGGUUCAACUUGGGCCAACACAAAAUACUGUUUGUGCCCGCUUUAGUUGGUGCCAUCCUUGAAAUGGCAUUAAUACCUGACACCGAAUUAAGAAAAGCUACUAUACCUAUUUUUUUCGACAUGAUGCAAUGCGAGUACUACAGUUCACGUAUAGUGGAAGGAUAUGGGGAUACUAAGCGCGAUCCUGCACAUAUCAAAGCUAAUUUUACAGAAUACGAAAACGAAAUGAUCGCAAAAUUGGAUAUUCUGGUUGAAGGAGGCAGAGGUGACGAACAAUUUCGCACACUUUGGACUGACGUUAUGAGUUCUUUAUGCGAGAAACACUCCACAAUGCGCGAGCAAGGCUUACGUUUCGUAGACACUAUAGCUAGACUCAUGGAACGUUUAUUGCAAUAUCGCGAUAUUAUUCACGCAGAAUCCCAAGAGCAUCGUAUGCUUUGCACCGUAAAUUUAUUGGAAUUCUAUUCUGAGAUCAAUAGAAAGGAAAUGUACAUUAGAUAUGUGAAUAAGCUGUGCGAGUUACAUCUAGAAUGUGAUAAUUAUACAGAAGCAGCUUAUUCUUUAAAGCUCCACAGUCAAUUAUUAGCCUGGAGUGAUCAGCCUUUGUCACCUUUGUUAAUAUCACACAGAUAUCCGUUGUGUCAAACACAUCGUGAAUUGAAAGAAGCAUUGUACAAUGAUAUUAUUGAUUAUUUUGACAAAGGAAGAAUGUGGGAAUGCGCUCUUUCCGUUUGCAAGGAACUAGUCUCGCAAUACGAAGAAGAAACGUUUGAUUACUUGCAACUGUCCGUACUAUUAAGACGCAUGGCAAAGUUUUAUGACUGUAUAGUAAAGCAGUUAAGGCCUGAAGCAGAAUAUUUCAGAGUCGCGUAUUACGGCAGAGGACACCCUGUCUUUCUUCAAAACAAGGUAUUUGUUUAUCGUGGAAAAGAAUACGAACGACUCAGCGACUUUUGUACGAGAACAUUGAAUCAGUUACCGAAUGCAGAGCAAAUGAAUAAAUUGUCUCCGCCCACCACGGAAAUGCUAGAAUCAUAUCAUCAGUAUGUACAAAUCAAUAAGGUAGAGCCACUGAUGGAUGAAAAAAGGCAUCGUUUAAGUGGUAAGCCAGUUACCGCAGAAGCAGUUUUAAGAUAUCAUCGUGUUAACGAUGUGCAGCGGUUUAGAUUUUCAAGACCAGCUCCAAGAAAGGAAAUCGUUGCAACAAGUAGCGAUAAGGAAAAGGAGAUAAAUACUAGCAAUAACAGCAGCAAUGAGUUUGCCUCGUUAUGGUUGGAAAGGACAGUACUUGUUACAAGCUAUCCGUUGCCGGGAAUUCUUCGAUGGUUUCCGGUGACGUCUAGCGAGACAUAUUUAGUCAGCCCGUUGAGGAAUGCGAUUGAAACUAUGGAAGCUACAAACACAGCAUUGAGGGAUCUCAUUAUUGCUAGCAGGAGCGAUCCCAGUCUUCCAUUAAAUCCUCUGAGCAUGAAAUUAAAUGGCAUAUUGGAUCCAGCUGUUAUGGGUGGUAUCGAUAACUAUGAAAAGGCUUUUCUCAACGCAGAGUACAGAGACAGUCACCCGGAAGAGAGCUCGGAUCUUCUGAAGUUAGAGGGGCUUAUUGCAGAGCAAAUCCCUCUACUCAGCGUAGGUCUACAGUUACACAAAGUACGAGCGCCCACCGAGUUGGCACCGUUUCAUCAACGUUUAGAGCAAUGUUUCAUGUCGAUGCGUACUCAAGUAGAAGCUAAAUAUGGAAAAAGGACCUGCGACUUGCAAAUUGAAAGCCUAACGCAAACCGUAACAAUGCGAAGACCACCGACCUCCAGAGGAGAUAAUCACUGCCUGUCCGAGUCAAAUAUGAAUAAUUCAGACUGUGCAACUCACUACAGGGUAUCCUCACUUACAAGAUCCCAAGUUGCAACGUUCAAGUCGCUUACAUCGUUCAAUUUUAACAACAGCACACCUCCAAGUAAUGUUCAAAGCGUCAAUUUGUCAAGGAACAAUUCCAUGCGUUCACACAUCCUAUCAACGGCAUCUUUGCAAAAAGCACUAGGAAGUCCGAGUCCAGGAACGUACAAAAAAAAGGAUUCAAAGCGUAGAAGCUCACGAAAGAGUGACUCUACGACAGUGACAAAAACCGAUCAACCGACCAGUCAAUGGUACACCACAACCGAAAUAUCCCACAGCUCACUUCAGCAGGGAACAUCGUCUGUUACAUCCUUAAUAUCUAAUUUACACUCAACACAUGUAUUCGAGCUUCGGCAAGAGCUCACGCCGAAACGUCCCCUGAGGUCGGAAGCGGAGAAAGAAAGAAGAAUGAGUAAUCGUUGGUCCGGCCAAUCUCACUAUCUAAGGAACAUCAACAACGGACUGGAAUCAAGCGGUUUGGGAAAGGGAAAUAGAGAUAGCGUCGGCACAACUGAUAGUACAGCAUCCGAGGACGACCCACCACCACCUCUACCGAUUAAGAUGCGCGAAGCCGAUUACUGUAAUCUUCCAGAGGAGCUGUCUGCUAAUCGGUGUGCGGCUACUUCAAAUAAUCUCAACAAGUCUUCGGGGCAGUGGAAAAACAAAUUGCCAACACCUACCGACGAUGAUCUCGACGAAGAUCUAGGUAUCUCCAAACCGCCUACACCGCCACCGAAACCGAAAAGACAGGUUCACAGUGUGAACAAAAAUACGCUUGUCUCUAACGAUGCCGAAAGCUCACUUGUCGAGGAUUCGUCGACUGCAUAAUACGACGUAAAACUCUGCAGACGCCUCACGUUGUCCACCUUGCCAAGUGUUGCGAACCAAAACAAGCGUUCCAUCCACGUUUAUGAAAGCGUUCUCCAUUGAUUUUUGUAUCGUCGAUCUUUAGAAGAGUUACCAUUUAUUAGAGUUAGCGUUCUAAUAUAUUUCUUUGUGCCUUUCUUUCGCAGUUUAGGAUAAGCGAGUAAGUAUACGCUAUACUAUAAAACAAAUUUCUUAGCAAAUGUGCAACAAAAGGUACUGCUUUACCUAUACCGAACGAGCAAUGUUAUUGACAAGUCCAGAAUCCAAAAAUUAAUAUGGAUUUAAAAAAUAAUAUUUUAUAAUUUCUAGCGCGCACAUGCGACAUGGACUAUAACGACGUCAUAAUCUGAUACUAUAGUAAUCUAUCGUAUUUCUAUUCUUAUAUAACAGCGAAGCUUUGUGCUAUAUUCAGGAAAAUUCAGGAUUUUUAUAAUAUUGUCGGAAUAAAGGAGGGAAUUUGUGCUUAAAUAAGGAUGAAAAUUGUGAAAUUCGCUUUUAACAAUCACUCAUUCUAAAUAAGCACAUGGUUAUGGAACAUUUUUAAAAUCGCUUCAUUGCAAUUCACAAUGCUUGCUGUAAUAUCCAUUACAAUGCGUAGCGUACUAUAGUAACGUCCAUUUUUUCGAUUAAAAACUUAAUUUCAAUAUGACUUUGGACAUAUAUAUUUGUGGAAAAUAUAUAUUUUUUAUAAAUUUUGAUAUAAAACGUAUACACACAUAGCUUUAAUUAUAAUAAAAACUUUAGAAACCUUUUACAUUUUAUACUAACCAUUUUUGAACGGAUUUGCUAUCAAUAAUAUAAUCAAUAAUACGCAUUAAAUAUAAUGAAAACCCUUAACGUUUCGCAAUAUAUUUGUUACAAUAUUUUAAUUUAUUUUACAAAUUCGAUUUAUCUAACAUAAUUAUGAGAGUAGUUAUAAUUUAGUCGCAACAUAUAGUUAUUUAAAUAUUACCAAGAGCCAUUGUGAUCUAGUGGUAAAACAAUUUAUAUGUGUUAAUGUUUAUAUAAGUCAUUCAUAUUUGUUAACAGCGAGACGGUAGUCUAACGUGUUAACUUAUUUUUUUUAAUACAAGAAAAUAUUGAGAGAUUGUUUACAAAUAUAUUCAAUAAGAAUAAGUAUGCAACAAAUAAUAAUGCAUACGCUUUUGCAUAUUUGUUUCAUCCAAAUGAAUAAUGCACUUGUAACGAAUACAUGGUCAUAAUACAGUCAUAUGUUACCAUGACAAGCUGCUUCCUAAUUGAGCACAAAAUCAGAGUAAAAGUUUAAGUGAAUUACAAGGAGGAGUACCAAUUUAAUUUGUAUUGUCUUUUUAGUUACAGCACAUUCUAAAAACUUACCUAUCAGGAAUAGCCGUUCUUAACGUUAAUACAAGUUAUUUAUUGUUUUUCAUCAUUAUCACUUGAGUCUCAUGCCAAAGAGAUUAGUGCUUUAUUUAUUUAAAAUGUUAGAGCAUUAUAUGUAUUGCUGAAGGAAAGUAGUAUCGUGUAGUAUAUUGAUAUUUAUAUCUAACACACGAAGACAAAAAAGAUAAGCUGAAAAAUAGAGAGCUUAAUAGUUUAUUCAUUACUCAUAAUUAAUGUAACAAAGAUCUGUAUUCAAAGUUAUUGUUCUUACGUUAAUUCAACUUAUUUACAUGUUUACAGAGUGAACCUCCGAACAAAGGAACAAAUAUACGUUUGUAUAGCCAUACGUUUGAACAGAGCAUUUAUGAAUACAGUUCUUAGCCUUGACACCAAUUUUGUUAUGUAAUCGAAGAAAUUGACAAUAUAUUGCCUACAAAUUAA
Molecule: messenger RNA, 8021 nt
Organism: Vollenhovia emeryi
Lineage: Eukaryota; Metazoa; Arthropoda; Insecta; Hymenoptera; Formicidae
Gene: mbc
Product: dedicator of cytokinesis protein 1
Exons: 23
Coding region: 180-6197 (2005 amino acids)
Biological process (GO): cell migration; small GTPase-mediated signal transduction
Cellular component (GO): plasma membrane; cytoplasm
Molecular function (GO): small GTPase binding; guanyl-nucleotide exchange factor activity
Source: RefSeq, a predicted model, not a curated record